Molecule: messenger RNA, 1566 nt
Organism: Saprolegnia parasitica CBS 223.65
Lineage: Eukaryota; Oomycota; Saprolegniomycetes; Saprolegniales; Saprolegniaceae
Exons: 17
Coding region: 1-1566 (521 amino acids)
Molecular function (GO): oxidoreductase activity, acting on CH-OH group of donors; flavin adenine dinucleotide binding
Source: RefSeq, a predicted model, not a curated record
AUGGGCUGUCGUACGGGCUCCGUCCUCGCGAGCAAGCUCGUCCAGGCGACCAACUGGAGCGUUUUGCUCUUGGAAGCCGGCGACGCGUCCCAGCGCGAGCUCGGCGGCGAGUCGUUUAUCUCGUUCGAGGGAAAAGACAUGCCGUACACGCCGUUUGAUGUGCCGUACUACUGGAGCGACGUCUCGCGCAUGGCGAGCUUCCACUGGGACGUGCCCGGCGUGUUUGUCGCCAAGGCGCUCGGCGGCUGCGGCAUCCACAACGCCAUGCUUUAUGUGCGUGCGCUACCCAGCGACAUUGCUGCGUGGGGCCUCGCGCCGACGUGGACAUGGGCGACCGCGCUCGCCAUCUACUUGGCGACCGAGGCCUUUGACGGACCACGUGUGGCGCACCACGGCUACGAUGGCAUUGUCCAAACCAGCGCGCCGGCGCAGAUUGACGGUCUCUCGAACCAAUUCCUCGCCGCCUGUGCCCAACGAGGCAUCCCAGCGUCGAGCGACUUUAACGCACCUGACCAGCGUCUUGGCGCCGGCAUCUACCACUUCAACAUUCGCCACGGCAUGCGCGAAAGUGCGGCCAAGGCGUUCCUGGGGCCGUUUAUCAACAAGAAGCUCGACGCGGCGACGCGCGCGCGUCUGCAUGUGCGUCUCAACACGACCGUCGAGCGGGUCUCGCUGCAGGACGGAGUCGCCCGCGGCGUCCACGUCCGCGCCGCCCAUGACGAGCUCCAAUUCAUUGCGAGCAAGCGCGGCGUCGUGCUCACGGCCGGCGCGAUCCACACCCCCAAGCUCCUCACGCUAUCAGGGCUUGCGGCCAAAGAGGUGUUGCGCGACCUUGGUAUUCCCGUGGCGGUCGAUUUGCCGCUCGUGGGUAGAAACCUCCAAGACCACCCUGCGAUCGCCAUGACGUAUACGGCGAGCCAUCCGCUCAACAUCAACAUGACGAUGGCGUGGGACGACUACUUGACGCGGCGAGGCGGCUGGCUGAGCACGACGGGGCUCUCGCUGACGUUUUUCCCACGCAAGUCGGAGCCGCAGUGGGCCACGACGCCGGGCGACGAAGUCCUUUUCACGAUCGCACUCUUGACGCCCGAAGCGCGCAACCAGGUUGUGGUCACGUCGCGCAACGCGUCCGUAGCCUGCCACGUCACGAGCGAGAUCCCCGAGGCGGCGAGCGAGCACCUGAGCGAGACCGACGCGCGCAAGCUGCUCUUUGGCAUUGCCAUUGUCCGCGACUUGGUGCAAGCCCCGGCAUUGGCGCCGCUGCUUGGGGGCGAAAGCAUGCCGGGCGCCGCCAUUGCCUCGGACGACGCGCUCUUGGCGUGGGUCUUUGCCAACGUGUACCGCAACUCGCAUUGGGUCGGGAGCGCCAAAAUGGGGUCGAGCCCAAUUGACAGCGUUGUUUCGCCGUCGCUCCGUGUCUGGAACACGACCAACCUCUUUGUUGCUGACGCGUCCGUGAUUCCCGUGAUUCCCAAUGGCAACGUCCAUUCGACCGUCGUCAUGGUGGCGACCCAUGCCGCAACGCUCGUGGCCGCGGCCUUGGCCGACCAGGCGACCGUUGCCUAG